AUGGCAGCUGUGGAGGGGAGUCUGGGCUGGACCCGUCACUAGGUGUGGUUUAUCUCGGGUAUAAAUAUGCUCUGUCUGGCGUCUCAGCGCCCCUGGAAUCUCAGUGAGACAAACUUCUUCCCCUGCCAGACCUCGCGACAGACUCCACCAUGUCUUUCAUCAGUGCCUUCUUGCAGCAGACGGUCUAUCUGGGCAUGCCCGAUGAUUCAGUCCAGAAGAAAGAGGGGACGGUGACUGCCGCAGCAAAUUUCAACCCCAGCGGAGAUGCAGCAGUCUUGGACAAGGCCAUCAAGACGAAAGGUGUGGAUGAGAACACCAUCAUUGAAAUUUUGGUGAAAAGGAGCAACGAGCAGAGGCAGCAGAUUAAAGAGGCUUACCAGCAGGCCAGCGGCAAGUCUCUGGAGUCAGCGCUGAAGAGCGCUCUGAAGGGGGAUCUGGAGGAAGUGGUGCUGGCUCUGCUGAAAACGCCAGCCCAGUACGACGCCCAGCAGCUGAAACUGGCUAUGAAGGGUCUGGGUACAGACGAGGACACCCUCAUAGAGAUUUUGGCUUCCAGAAACAACAGGGAGAUCCUGGACAUCAAGAAAGCCUACAAGGAAGAAUACAAAAAGGACCUGGAGGACGACAUCAGAUCUGACACCAGUGGAGAUUUCAAGACUGCGCUGCUUGAACUCUGCAAGGCCGGCAGGACAGAAGGCGUUUGCGAGCAGCUGAUCGACAGCGAUGCCAGGGCUCUGUACGAGGCCGGGGAGGGGAGGAAGGGCAAGGACUGCUCCGUCUUCAUCGACAUCCUCACCAGCAGGAGUGCCCUUCAUCUCCGUCAAGUGUUUGACAGGUACUCAAAGUACAGCAAAGUGGACGUGGCCAAAGCUAUCGACCUGGAGAUGAAGGGAGAUAUUGAAAACUGUCUCACUGCAGUAGUGAAGUGUGCUGGAAGCAGGCCUGCGUUCUUUGCUGAGAAGCUCUACUUGGCCAUGAAGGGUAAAGGGACCCGUAAAUCCAUCCUGACCCGCAUCAUGGUGAGCCGCUCUGAGAUCGACAUGAAACGGAUCAAGGAAGAGUACAAGAAAAACUACGGCAAAACGCUCUACCAGGAUAUUCUGGAUGACACUAAAGGAGACUAUGAGAAGAUUCUGCUCGCCCUCUGUGGAGGUGAAAACUAGGAGCCGAGCAACGAGGCUCGAACAACCGAAGAUCCAACAGCAAGUCGAGCUGCGGGAAAUCACCCGUCAUCUCUUGAUGCGUAUUGUGUCCGAUGUUCUUGUGGAGAACUGACGACACUGUCAUGACAUUUAGGAAACAUUAACAGCGAAGAUUAACGUGGAAUUGGCACUGCUUCAGCAGAUAUUUUCUCUCCAAGUUAUUCCUUUUCACUCCGACACUCACACAGACGUGUGCCAGCAGACCAAAGCUUGGGGACAGAUUUUAGCUUUACACUCGCGCUCGAAACGAAGCUGAAGUCACUGAUCACAGUGCAGCUGCUCACAGAAAUAUUCAGAUCUCCAUAUGCUAAUCACAUUCAGCAGUAGGCCUGCCCUUGAAGGAUCUUGGGUAUCUUGCAAAUAAAACAUUUUUCUAUGAAGGCUUA
This is a messenger RNA of Scatophagus argus, 1588 nucleotides long. RefSeq names its product annexin A1a (gene anxa1a). Lineage: Eukaryota; Metazoa; Chordata; Actinopteri; Scatophagidae. Gene Ontology annotation, cellular component: plasma membrane; cytoplasm. Gene Ontology annotation, biological process: myoblast migration involved in skeletal muscle regeneration; positive regulation of T-helper 1 cell differentiation; regulation of leukocyte migration. Bases 150 to 1163 code for a protein of 337 amino acids. The record is from RefSeq and is a predicted model, not a curated record. The transcript has 12 exons. Gene Ontology annotation, molecular function: calcium ion binding; cadherin binding involved in cell-cell adhesion; calcium-dependent phospholipid binding.